Messenger RNA from Stylophora pistillata, 1038 nucleotides. Its product is annotated as carbohydrate sulfotransferase 13-like. Gene Ontology annotation, biological process: carbohydrate biosynthetic process. Gene Ontology annotation, molecular function: sulfotransferase activity. Lineage: Eukaryota; Metazoa; Cnidaria; Anthozoa; Scleractinia; Pocilloporidae. Gene Ontology annotation, cellular component: membrane. The record is from RefSeq and is a predicted model, not a curated record.
UAGGGGACUUUUUAUGGGCCACAAAACUUUGACAGAGUGGAAAUAUUGUCACUUUAUAAUGGUCAUUGGUAGUUUAACCUUGCUCCUUCUGGUUGGGAGAUUUUUAGAGUUUCCCUUAAUGAAGACCAGUAUAACAGUCAAACACAACCGUAGUGGUUAAUGAUAUCUUCACAAGAUCCGCCAAAACACAAGCAAUGAGAAAGGGACUCCUGACGGAUUACUGCAGGACAUAUUCUGGAAAUCAAGAACUACCCGAUAAACAACGACUUGGACAACUUCUUGUCGACGAUAACAACAAUUACAUCUACUGCGCUGUUCCUAAGGUUGCCAGCACGACAAUUAAGGGAAUCUUGUUCAGUUUGCGUAAUGACAGCCAUAAAGUUAGGAAGUUUUCCGUGCAUACGCCGAGUUUGUGGCAACACAUGAGUCAGUUCAAUAUAACGGAAAACUCAAAACGUCUAGCGACGCAUUUCAAGUUCCUCUUUGUACGUGAGCCAUUUGACCGUUUACUGUCUGCCUACAAAGACAAAUUCUGCGGGAAUAAUCGAAUUUACACGAAUGGUUAUCGCCGAAUGAUAGUCCAGGCAUUCAGACCUCAAGAUACUGAAACAAUCGGCACGACUGCUAACAACGUGACUUUCAAUGAAUUUCUCAGGUACAUUUUAACCUAUCCUGAUUACCUCAUCUCUCGCGAUGACCACUGGAAACAAUACAGACAUCUUUGUUUCCCUUGUAUCAUCCAAUACGAUUUCAUCGGCCAUUAUGAGACGUUAGAGGAUGACGCCAUUUACUUACUAAAAAUGGCGGGAAUUGACAACGUGGUUUUCCCGCCAAUUCACUCGUCAGGAGCUGACGAAGAUUUUCUCAAGUUUUACUCCCAAGUUCCACUCCAGCUUAUUUUUAGAAUAGGAGAAAUUUUUAGGAAAGAUUUUGAAAUGUUUGGUUAUUCGUUCCCUGGACCCUUGAAAGAAUUACUCUCAAAUUAUACUCUGAAUAUUAACUCUGAUUCUUUAAAACACAAGUAAGGCUAUGAUCCAC